Messenger RNA from Doryrhamphus excisus (bluestripe pipefish), 6582 nucleotides. NCBI's taxonomy places the organism in Eukaryota, Metazoa, Chordata, Actinopteri, Syngnathiformes, Syngnathidae. The record is from RefSeq and is a predicted model, not a curated record.
GCACAAGUAAAAAAAAGAAAAGAAAUAUCGCGACACUUGGAGAGAUCAAACGGUGUUUACUAAAGUCUGGGAUUUGUAGUCCCAUUUGUAAUAUUACUCGUACGUCUGAGAUAAACGCAGCUACCAGCGGCACGCUUUUCGGUAACAUUGUCAUCACAUACACUUCUUAUAUAAUUCGACUUAUGGUAGUGCCGCAAAAAGCUCACAAGUCAUAGUUUGUACCGAUAGUUUAGCACGUUAGCUUAGCCGUCACAGUGGCGCUUGUUGCGUAGCGACGCUAAUGGCGUGCAAGCGGUUAGCAUCUAGCAACGAGGGAGCUAAUAGCUAACAAACUUUACACAUGUCGUGGACAGUGGACCUCCGGUGGCAUCUAUUUUGCAGCGCAUUUAAUGUUUACUCGGAAUGCAUGUUGUCUAAAUGACGUUUGACGUCGUGGAUAUCUUUAAAGUGUAGUAUACAAUGACAACAACAAAAGUUUGACAGGUGAUGUGAGAUGAAUCGAAGGUAGAAGCUACUUCUGGAAACAUCUUUAGUGGUACCAAGGCCGAGUGUUUCUGGCUGUGCUGUCUGGUUUUGAGUUGAGAGGCCCAUUUCCAGGCCCUUUUUUUUCCGCCACGUCGAAGCCCGAGAAGACCUCGAAGAUACUCAUCUGCAUUCGUCGUGGGACGCUCCCGCCUUCACGUCUUGGCCUCGGCAGAAUCAGGUUACGCUCGUCCGUCAGAUGGCGUUCUGCCUGGCUGAGCUGCACUUGUGGUCCACCAAGAGCUCACUCCAAGUCAAAGAUACAGAUAUUGGCACCUAUCAGUACUACGAUAAAGGAGAGCCAGGCAAUCUCUUGGAGCAUCACUAUUACAAUGAGAAACUGCAUUUCAGUGAAGCUCGAGGCUACUCUUGGACCCCCGCAAACCGCCGACCAGAGAGGCUACGUGAUUCGCUGAAGGAGCUUGAGGAACUGUUGCAGACCAAUACCUGUGUUCACACCAGAUGGAGGAAUAAGCAUUGCUGCCAGCUCAUACUGGGCAGUGGCAUACUGGUGACCUUGACCCUCAACGGGCUCCAACUUGAGCAAGUGUGCAUCGACCGAGUGCUUGUGGGCCGACUGCCAGGCGACACCUUGACUAGCGCGGUGCUGAGCGACAGGCUGAUUCUGCUGUCCUUCCUAAAGCAGAGCCAAGUCGCUGCGGUUUUCCUCGGCAAAAAGAACCAGGACUCCCAGGAGGCUGGCAGGGACACAGACAAACUCUCAGCUUCUGAAAUAAAGGUGAAAUGUGUGGAACUAUCAGGAUGGGCACAUGGGCCCCACCAAGGCCUGGCUGUCAACCGCUUGCAGGACUUGGCACUGUGCUGGUGGAGGUGUAGUGAGCAAGAUGAGGAGCUGUUGCCCUGGUCCCCUGCAAACGUGCACAGGAACAAUCUGGUCCUGUUGAGCUGCUCACCCUCGGAGGGUCUCCAGGUCCUCAGCUCAUCCCAGACAGAAGGUGACCUCCUAGACUGCAGCUUCAGUCAGCUUCAGUCCUACCACCUGCUGACGGUAGAAGCCCCUGCUGGACCCCAAGCAUCCAAAGAGGGCUCUUGGGCUAAAUCCUCUGUGUUUGAAUGUCCGAGAGGACGACUGCACCGCUUGUCUGUCACUCGCAUCCCACUACCUUCACAUCCCAUAUCCUGCUCACGUCAUCCCAAUGAAAGGAUACUCCUCCUGGGUCUUAGUGACGCCUCCGUGGUCCUCUACGACCAGCGACGGUGCGUCUCACUUUUGGCCUCCUGCCUCGUGCCGCCCACUCUCCUGGCUUGGCAUCCUGCUGGAGCAAUGGCCGUGGCGGGGGCUGUUCAGGGCGAUCUGAUGUGCUUUGAUGUGGGCCUGGCACCCCUGAAGAUGGGGCUGGUGGCAGAAGAGGUGACUCCGACAUCUACGCUACAAUUGGCCCAACAUCUGCGCUGCACUGGAGGCCUGCAGAGACUACAAUGGGAAACAGGUCCAGAAGGUGGCGAUGAGGGUGCAGAUACGCUCAUGCUGGCCUUUCACGGAGGACCAUUAGCUUCCUUAAGAUUCCGAUUGGGGGCCCUGAAUGGGGGCCAGCUGGGCACAGAGGAGCUUCUCCACCAGCGGCUGCGUUGUGGUCAGGUCCGAGAGGCCCUCUGCAUCCUGGAGGCCAUGGACUGGAGCAUCAUGGGACAGGAGUGCUUCCGAGGCCUGAGCUCCAUCAUCAACCACCUAUUGAGGCACCCACUGGAUACACAGACCGAAGCACAACUGGAAGCUGCAUUAGGAGCUUUUUAUGCCCCGUCUACACCUCUGCCUGGUAAUGUUACGUUGGACUACAAGGAGCCAAUCAGCCGAUACGCACGUCGCUUUUUCCACCACCUUCUCAGACAUCAGCGCUUUGAGAAGGCCUUCCUCCUGGCCGUAGAUUUACAAGCCAAAGAUCUUUUCAUGGACCUCCAUUAUGUUGCCCGCGAUAAGGGUGAGGUGGUGCUAGCGGAGGUGGCCAAGGGGAAGGCCUGUGAAAUGGAGGCGCGGACCCUCGGAGUCGACGGUGAGGAAAUAAUCACGAUGAUUAACCCAAAAGACACUGAAGAUCCUGCAAGAGAAAGAAACGGCGUGUAUACUUGGGCGACAAGGGCCAAAGUACAACAUGACCUUCACACUCUAUCAAAACACUCGCCGAUGGAUGAACCAAUCGGGUCCGAGCUCAGGCGGAGCGCACACACGUGACCGUGAACCCAGACGUCCUGAGGACACUGAUACGAGCUGGAAGCAAUGAAAGGGACGGAGAUGCCAGCAGCGUCAUAAGUCAGCUGACGAGCGAGGAAACAUGGCCGACACCUCAGACAGGCUGCGGACGCUCUGGCAGACGACCCCCACCAAACUAAACGGGAAGCUCCCAAUGCCCCGAGGCCCCCGAAGUCUCCAUUAAGCUUCCCCUGUGGGUAAAUUGAAGACAAGUCCAAACGAAGAACUGGAGGUGCGUCCUGAGAUGAGAUGACUCAAGCCCCCACCCUGCUUAUCCUGACGAUUCCCAACAAGUUGUCAGACGGACAGAGUGGUCUUGUGAGGAUAGGAGGUGGCAGCGUUUCUGGAAUGUUCUCAGCCAAGCGUGAUUGGCUCAUGUGUCGGCCUUCACGAGGAACCGGCAGCUCUGCCAGAAUCCUGACCUUUGUGUGGCCUCGACUGGACUCGAAGGCAGAGCCGUGGACCACCUUGCUGAAGUGGACAAAACUACAAAUAUGGACGUGUUAUCCUGCCGUCAAACGUCAAUAAGUCAACUUUAUGAAAGAGGGAUGCAGCAGGUCCAUGGCGGCGCCGCUGAGCCCCAGGCCGUUGACGCCGUAGGGGGGCUGCUUGAGGUAGGACAUCAUGCUACAGGCGCUCACUGCGCCGCCCAGCUCAGGCCAGUGGCUCGCUCUCCCCCGAUGCUGCAGCUUGGCGGGACAGGCGGGACCGACCGGCUGACUGGAUGCCACCCCCAGCAAAGAAUACAUUGGACAAGAGGCUACAGGAAAAAGAAAUAAAGCCAACAAUUAUCCAGCAGCAGCAGCAGCAGGAACAACAAGUCCGCCUGAAGUCAGCGUGGUUCGGCCUGCAAAGUUGUCCACAUGUCGGCCUUCAAAGCUCUCCAAGCUCCCCGGCGUACCCUCGUCCUCCGGCGGCCAAACAAAUCAAAGUGAUCGUCAGCUAAUGGAGGCCGAUGUAGAUUGAUCACCUUCUCUCCGCCCCGCGCCUCUAAGAGACGCUCACACCUGCCCGCCCGCCUCCAGCGGCCAAUCACAGCACCACUUCCGCAUGACGGACGGCGUGGCCAGCCAAUGGCAGAGCUCCGCCUCCUCCUCGUCUCCCCCUCCUCUCCCCUCCUUCGCUGUUUGGCCUCCCUUCUGUCGGCUGCGCAGCACCAACAACACGGGGAGCAGCAGGCUGCUGGGAAGAGGAGAGGAUGGAGCAGCAGCAGGACUUCUCUUCAAGCUUUUUGGAUUUUUACUUGAUGCCAGGUCAUCAAGCAGUGGCGGCCAUAAAAGUACCAUUUGAAAGAGAAGAAGAAAAUUUUAAAAAAUGACGUCACUGCAGGACACACUUCUCCUCCUUCUUGGCCAUCUUGCCUUUGUUCUGCUCCAGCGUCCUCUCCAGGUGCUCGUCCUCCUCCUCGGCCCUGAGAUGAUGACAGGUUUAAGGUCUCGGACCAGCGCGUCUCGUUUGUUGACCAACAGGACCAGCUCGUCCAGCAGCAGCUGCUCACGUCUCUUCUGGGCCUCCGUCUUCUGCCAGUCUGAAACGUCCACAUAGAUGGCUCAGAGACACCCACGCAACAAGCCUUACCCCCCCCCCACACACACUUUAAACGUGUUGAGACCUUUGAGGAAAUAUUCAUCUUGUCUUGCCAGCAACUCGUCACCACAUGUUGGAGUGGAAAACAAGCGCACCUCCAACAUGGCAGCAAGACUUCUCUAAAUGGAGGAGAAUACUGCCUGCACACGUCCUUCAUUGUUGACUGAACCUCCAAAUCAUCCUCAUGGACUUUCUUUUUUACUAAUAUGAUGAUAACCAUAGAAGUGUAACAUAUGUGGCGUACAUCUGACCAAGUACAUGCUAAGGUAAAUAUCAUGUAGCUGAAAGCAUUAUAGCUAAUGACUAUGACAUGACUCUUUCAAAGGGUGAGUCAUUUUACUGUAUUUUACUUUUAUUAAAGGCCCCACCCCUUUUUUUUUUAAACAUUCAAAUUACAUUUCCGAUGCUAAAAUGCAACUAAAAACAGUUUGACCCUGGAACAGACUAUUUCUAUUUCCUAUUGUUUUUCUUUAGAACUUUUCAGUCACUUUGAAGUGGACCUGCAUCACAGAACAGAUCCUGAUCCUAGCGACCUCACAUGGUAGCCAUGUUAGACUGUGGACUUUGGAUACGAGACCAGCGUCCAAGUUUGGAGGAAACAAAAGUACUAACAUUAAAAGUGAUUAAAAAAAAAAAAAUUCGCAUUGCCUUCACAUUUUGGGAAAUGUCAGAAUACCCACUCAGCAGUAAUGACUAACGAGAUACACUUGAUCAUGUGACACUAACAGAUUUUAGUCUGCGGGGUCUCGACAGGAAGGGGUCCCACAGGGUUCAGGUAGGACCCCGACCCCACAUCCCCCUCGGCCUGCCCCCUGGAAGAGGAGGGGCCUGCACACGGGAGAGCACCGGCUCCCUCCGGGCUCACAUCCGCCACAACAACCUCUGCCCCCCCACCCUCCCUCCUCCCCCAUCAUUAGUGUCACUAAUUAAAACACUGAACUCCACUUUAGUGGCUCACACUUUAUCAAGUCAACCUAAAAUUCUUAGCACCUGUUGACUUUUUUUUCUAAUGAAAAUCCAACAUUCAUGUGACUCAUCAGGUAAGCAGCCGCCAUCCUCGCCAAUGAGCCCCGCCCACAACAGGAAGCUAACUACAAGGACUGACACAAGAAAAAAAAACAGGAAUGUAAAAAAAAAAAAAAAAAGUCAGCCAACAAGCCAGAGUGUACUGGGGGGGCUGACUGUGCUGUCAAUCAACCGUGUCAGAGUCCCGCCCCCCUCAUUAGGAAGGUAAACAAUGAAGAGAUGAUGGACGGGAGCGAGGAAGGCGGAGUAACCAGACACCCCAACCCCCCCCCACAGAGAAUAUUCAGAUAAGACUUUUGGUAACCAUGUGAGUCGGCACAAGACACACAAGAAUGCGCUGGUCCAAAUCCCCAUCAACCCCCCCUAGGCCCAUACACCCCCCCCAUCCCCUGGUCUCACCACCAUCUAUGCAUUCAAACAAGAAGAAAAAAAAGACUUGACUUUGACUUUUUGUCAUGAAGGCUAAUUUUCAUCAAAGUCAGGUGGGGUUGGGGUUUAGGUCCAAUCCGAUUCCUAAACAAAACUCUAACCUUAACUCCACGUCAUGGCUGACCAAAAUAAAACAGAAUAAAGUGGUAAAUUUACAAGAAUAGUCUUACAUUUACAAGAAAAAAAAGCUGUAAUAUUACGAGAAAGUCAUAAUAUUGGGUGUCAUUUUCUUGUAAAUGUAUAACUUUGUCACAUAAAUCUACAACUUUUUUUUCUUGUAAAUGUACGACUUUUCCCCCACUAACCUUAAACCGCUUGUAAAUGUAUUACUUGUUUUCUUGUAAAUGUAGAAUUUUGUAACAUAAAUGUAAAAAAAUUAUCGUAAAUGUACAACUUUUUUUCCACUAACCUUAAACCUCUUGUUAAUGUAUGACUUUUUUCUUGUAAAUGUACAACUUUGUAACAUAAAUGUAAAAAAUAUUUGUAAUAAAUGUAAAAAAAAAUCUCAAAAUGUCCGACUUUUUUCCCACUAACCUUAAACCUCUUGUUAAUGUAUGACGUUUUUUCUUGUAAAUGUAUAACUUUGUCACAUAAAUCUACAACUUUUUUCUUGUAAGUGUACAACUUUCCCCCCACUUAACCUUAAACCGCUUGUAAAUGUAUUACUUGUUGUCUUGUAAAUGUAGAAUUUUGUAACAUAAAUGUAACAAAAAAUUAUCGUAAAUGUACGACUUCUUUUGCACUAACCUUAAACCUCUUGUAAAUGUACGACUUUUUUUCCACUAUCCUUAAACCUCUUGUAAAUGUAU